GUUAAAAGCGAGCUCGUAAACGCUACAGGUCAGAGCCUGCAGCAUCCGACUGAAAAUGAACUGCCACGUCUCUGUCGCCCUUGCCAUCGUGCUGCUGUGCGCCGCAGGAGCGUCUGAAGCUCAAGAAAAUCUAUGCAGAUUACCCAGUGAUUCAGGAAGUUGUUUUGCUUACAUUCCUUCCUAUUUCUUUAACUCAGCAACGGGAAGUUGUGAGAAGUACAUUUAUGGAGGGUGCGAAGGAAACGCUAAGAGAUUUUCAACUGUAUCUGAUUGUGAAAAUCGUUGUCUUCCCUCCUGAAGAUACUAUCUGAAUAAUUCAUAUUACUCAGUUGACAUCUUGUCAUAUACUUAAUCUUUAUGUAAUCUAGUUUUUAAUAAACAAUUAUCAAGA
Molecule: messenger RNA, 391 nt
Organism: Gryllus bimaculatus (two-spotted cricket)
Lineage: Eukaryota; Metazoa; Arthropoda; Insecta; Orthoptera; Gryllidae
Source: the annotation of a GenBank genome assembly